AUGGAUCUCCCACCCGCGGAGGGCCAACUCGGUCCUGGUGCUGCAGCUGUUCCAGCUGCCCCAGAAGCUCCAGUUGUGCCACCUGCUACUGAGGCCAAUGCGACCGCUCCAGCGCCAAAGCCAGCAGAGGCCACGAAUGGUCCUAGCCCCGCCAGCUUCUCAUGGUUGGAUCCUCACCCUCAGUUCGCCAUAAUACUGGUUGGACCAGAUGAGGUUCCCUUCGGUCUGCAGACGGACUUCCUCUGUGCAAAGUCAUCCUACUACAGCAAGAAAUUCAGUGCGAAGGACGACAUUGAGAACCUCGAGAGACUGCCCAACUGCAAGGUCGAGGUGUUCGCUCUUGUCCAACAUUUUUUGUACACUGGCACGGUCAUCCCUGAUGAAAACACUGUCCCUUCGUACGAGGUCCUGAUUGGAGUCUGGAAGUUGGGAAAUGAGCUUGAGAUCGAAGACCUCUGCGACCAUACCCUCGAGGCUAUGAUCGAGGUACGGAAAGCCUCAGCGAGUAUUCCUGCCGCGCCUCUUUUGGUACAGGUGUGGGAGGAUACCCCCGAGGGCAGUUCGAUUAGGAAAUUGCUUCUCGGAUGGGCAGCAGAAUACAUGCGCACCUCCGACUCGAAGGCCGAGUUCGCCAAAUCCCUGCCCCAUAAUGUCCUUAGUGAGUUGGUGGUCGCUAUGGUUCCAUCAGACACCUCACCGCUUGUCCAACUCGGCGAUGAUUCGAAACAUCCAAAUCCGACUCAGCCCCAACGGAAGCAAGUUCAUUAUGUCGACCAAGACGAGGAGGACGUGUCAGAGUCCAUGUACCCAGUCAAGAAGCCACGCCGGUCUGAUUCCUUGCCACAAGCGCCACCAGUUUCGAAGGCAGCUGUUCGAAAGCCAAGGACUUCGCUGCCUGCUCCGAAGCCUGCUCCUCGUCGCCGGUCAAGCGUUGCUGGAAGCGGUGACCAAGAUUUCACCGCCGAACAAAAGCUGUACUUCUGUCAAGACCUGUUGACUAGAAUGUUGUCGGGCCCGGGAUUUUGGACGCGUCUAGUGGGCCCCUUCAAGGAGCCAGUUGAUGCUGUUGUUGACAACGUACCAGACUACUUCGAGAAGGUCACCAAACCAAUGGACCUCAGCACCAUGAAAAAGAAGAUGGACCAAGGUCAAUACACGAGUCACGAAGAGUUCUUAGCUGACAUGAACCAAAUUUUCACCAAUUGCAAGACCUACUGGAAGCCCACAGAUAAUGUCUACGCGGCGUGUGAGAAACUCGAGAAGACUUUUGUGGAGAAAUUCUCUCAGAUGCAUAAAGCCUCAUCUACCGUCCCUGGCCAAAUCUUUACAGUGCGGGACGUGGAAAACCCAGAAGUACGAGCCAGAAAGCGACCCGGAUCACCACCGAUAGGCUCGGAGGCCAUCACUUUGGAGACCCGUAGCCGGCCGUCACCUGCGCCAAACGUCAUCAAUCAUUCACAAGUUGAUCUCACUCCGAAGCCGGCACCCACACAUUCGAAGAUAUCCCAAAGGACUCAGAAUUCGAAUAGCUCUGAAGAAGGCCACCUCAAAGCUAAUAACGACGGCGAUCAAGACUUUGUUCCAUCAUCAUCUGAGUCUACUACCUCUCAAAAUUCGGCGUCACGGAUACCCAGGUGUCUCUCUUCACAGCCUCGAAAAGGCGCAACAGAGUCAGACGCUGAUUACUCCUCGUCGACGUCGACUGUCUUCGAAACAGCCCAGAACUCGGCCAAUGAUACGCCGCUGCUGACGCCCUUGGAAGAGACGGCGGCCAAGCAGUCGAUCGGAUGCAAAGGAGUGGCAUUUGAAGAGUACAGAACUAUGGCGAACCUCAUCAUCUCACCGGACGACUUCUGCGAUGGGAUGGGGUGGAUUGAGGUCAGCGAGCUGACGCAUACUCGACGAUGCGUGGAGCAGAAAUUUUGCAAGUUUGCAACUGACUCUGCUCUCCUCGUCACUACCAGCUCCGACUAA
Molecule: messenger RNA, 1974 nt
Organism: Diaporthe amygdali
Lineage: Eukaryota; Fungi; Ascomycota; Sordariomycetes; Diaporthales; Diaporthaceae
Exons: 4
Coding region: 1-1974 (657 amino acids)
Biological process (GO): regulation of DNA-templated transcription; chromatin remodeling
Cellular component (GO): nucleus; chromatin
Source: RefSeq, a predicted model, not a curated record